AUGGGAAACUCUUCUCUCCGCGGAGGCACAAUGCUAUUCUCUUGCAGUGCUGAGUGUAGGCUAUGCACCAAGCGACAGUCGGCGAGUCUGUGCAGAGAAAAUCUUGGAUGCACUGAGUCAGCGGGCCCUGCAUCACCUGAGAGGCAUAAGAUCCUCAAAGAGAUCAAGAUGGCUGGCAAAUGUUACACAGAUGAGAAUGAUGAGGCACCCGACAUUGAUGGCGGCAGGCUGAUAGCGAAUCCGGACCUCAGCUCUCGAUGCUCCAGCUGCUUCCAUGGCUUUCGCAAGCCCAGUAUUGGCAUUGAAGACUACCUCAUGCGAUUGAGGGACUAUUUUAUGUGCAGUGACUCUUGCUUCCUUCUUGCCCUUGUCUACAUCAGCCGCUUUUUGGACUUCUGCCCAGAUUUUGUUGUGAAUGCUUUUUCGAUACAUCGGCUCUUGGCGACCAGCUUGGUCGUAAGCGUCAAGUUCCAUGAAGAUGUCAUUUACAGUAAUACUUUCUAUGCAAAGGUUUGCGGCUUGCGACAGGAGGAGCUGAACCGAGGAGAACUGGAAUUCCUCAAGAUGAUCAAGUGGGACUGCGGAGUUUCACAGGAUGUGAACUCGCUGUACCAUGAGGUUCUGCACUUGGCAGAGAAAUCUGCUGUCAGCAGAGCAUCAGCCAAUCUAUUUGCAAGUCAGUGA
Durusdinium trenchii is the source of this 684-nucleotide messenger RNA. Lineage: Eukaryota; Dinophyceae; Suessiales; Symbiodiniaceae. The record is from the annotation of a GenBank genome assembly.